AUGUCGGCCCUUGAUACCCCGCCCGCCAUUGAAGGUGUGGCUAAGCCGUAUGACCAAUUGAUCCUCUUCGGCGACUCCAUCACCCAGAUGUCCUAUAACCAGGAAGUUGGGUUUGGAUUCGGUGCUCAGCUGCAAGAAGUUUACGCCCGCAAGCUGGAUGUCAUCAACCGAGGCUUUUCCGGAUAUACCACGGCGCAUGCGAUCAAGAUUUUCCAUCAAUUCUUUCCUUCGCCCCAGACCGCCAACGUUCGAUUGAUGACUAUCUUUUUUGGUGCUAACGACGCAUGUGUUCCCGGUCAUAACCAACAUGUUCCUUUGGAAACCUACAAAGAGAACCUGAAGAAGAUCAUCCAACACCCCGCUACGCGAGCUCAGAACCCUCGCAUUAUCAUCAUCACCAUUCCACCCGUCAAUGAGUACCAACUUGAGAAAUUCGAUAAUGAUAAGGACACGCCGCACCCUAGUCGAACUGCUAGCCUUGCCAAAACAUAUGCGACGGCGGCCCGUGAAGUUGGGGCCUCACUGAAUGUCCCCGUAGCAGAUGUCUGGUCUGCAUUCAUGGCUACCACUGGUUGGAAAGAGGGCCAACCGUUAGCUGGAUCUCGGGAUCUACCCAACAGUGAAGAAUUUAGCGGCCUAUUCACCGACGGUCUGCAUCUCACUUCUGCAGGCUACCGCAUUGUCUUCGAAGAAGUUAUCAAGACAAUCCAAACCAGUUGGCCUGAUCAGGACCCUGAGACUCUUCCUAUGAACUUCCCUCCUUGGUCUGAAGCCCCGAAAUGA
Molecule: messenger RNA, 783 nt
Organism: Penicillium waksmanii
Lineage: Eukaryota; Fungi; Ascomycota; Eurotiomycetes; Eurotiales; Aspergillaceae
Product: SGNH/GDSL hydrolase family protein
Exons: 5
Coding region: 1-783 (260 amino acids)
Source: RefSeq, a predicted model, not a curated record